This is a messenger RNA of Onychomys torridus (southern grasshopper mouse), 2878 nucleotides long. It is a transcript of the gene Rwdd4, whose product is annotated as RWD domain containing 4. NCBI's taxonomy places the organism in Eukaryota, Metazoa, Chordata, Mammalia, Rodentia, Cricetidae. Gene Ontology annotation, molecular function: protein binding. The record is from RefSeq and is a predicted model, not a curated record. The transcript is spliced from 8 exons. The coding region runs from base 271 to 840 and encodes 189 amino acids.
GACCGCCCCUCAGCGGCUGGUCCGAGGGCUGGGUGUCCCCCUCUGACUUAAUGCAAUCCCGGUUCCUGGUCCCACGUACCGCGAUCCUGGGUUCCCGGGCCGCAGCCGACUGCCAGUGGCUUGGCCCCGCCGAGGCUCGGGAGCUCGCGGGUUCGUACCCACGGCUGCGAGGAGGGUUUCCCCAAACCGAGGCGCGGAAACGGGGUGCUCCGGCCUCCCGCCCGCUGCCCGCCAGUGCUUCGCCGUCGCAAACGCUGUGAGCCCUGCGCGAUGGGUGCCAACGAGGACCAGGAGAUGGAACUAGAAGCUUUACGUUCUAUUUAUGAAGGAGACGAAAGCUUCCGGGAAUUAAGUCCAGUUUCAUUUCAGUAUAGGAUAGGUGAAGAUGGUGAUCCCAAAGCCUUCCUAAUAGAGAUUUCCUGGACAGAGACGUAUCCCCAGACGCCGCCGGUCAUAUCCAUGAACGCCUUUUUUAACAACACCAUCUCCUCGGCUGUAAAGCAGAGUAUCUUAGCCAAACUACAGGAAGCCGUAGAGGUGAACCUCGGCACCGCCAUGACCUACACACUGUUCGAGUACGCCAAGGACAAUAAGGAGCAGUUCAUGGAGAACCACCAUCCCGGGAGUUCUACACCAACACCCAUAGCCAAGAUCAUCUCGGUUGAAACUCCCAGCCCAGCCCCAUCAAGUAAGAAAAAAGAUAAGAAAGAACAACUUUCCAAAGCUCAGAAACGCAAGAUGGCGGACAAAACAGAUCACAAAGGGGAGCUUCCUCGAGGCUGGAACUGGGUUGAUGUCGUGAAGCAUUUAAGCAAAACUGGCUCUAAAGAUGAUGACUAGCGCCCCCCUGCAGACGCAGCAAGAGCAUCCUUUGAACAGCAGCCUGGAUCAACAUGUCUCCUUACUUUUUCUGGUACCGAGUGGCUUUUUACAAGACAUGGUUCUUUUGUAUGUGUCUUUAAACAAUGUAAGUGGAAAGUCCAUGAAGCGAUUCGGUUGUGGUAAAUUAUUUUCACAAUCUUGCCUUAAUAAAAGGUGAAAGUGGAACCAUUUAGCGUACUUUCUGAAGCUGUGGAGCAUCAUUGGCAGUGGAUGGCUCUGAGGAAUGAGUCCAUGCUGACUUAACCAUCUGAUCCAAGCUUACAAACUGUCCGUUCAGUAGAGCCCAAUACGGAGUCUCUGGUAUUCCACAGCAUGACCCAUAGCAAUAGGUGUCUCCCCUCGAGUCCCCAUCCCUUCUGCUCAGGUGAUGAAGAGGAAGCUGCGUCAGCAGUCUGAGCACCGGUGUUGAGCUUUCUCAGAUUCCCCUGUAGUUCCUCGUCAUUUGUCAGCACUGAAUUACUUCUAUUAGCUACAUUUUUCUCGUGGUCUGAGUGAAGGUGUUGAGCAGGAGGGCUUUCGAUUCUAUAAAUAAUAAAAGACUGUCAGAAGAGAAUUGAGGGGCUGGGAAAGAGCUCAUGUGCAGGCAUGAGGACCCAAGUUCAGGUCCCCAGUACCCACAUACAAAGCCAGACAUGCACCCGACCCCCAGAGCUGGGGAGGCGGAGCAGAGACAGGAGGAUCUCUGGUGUUUGCUGGCCAGCCAGUUUGACUGCAUCGCUGAGCUGGUUCAGAGAGAGAUGCUGUCUCACAUAAAUACGCUAGAGAGCAAUAGAGGAGGACACAUAACAGAUCUCUGGCCCCAACAGGAAAGCACACGUGUGUGUGCAUCCAUCUGCGCGCACACACACACACACCAUACACCAAACAAAACAAAAACAACAAAUUUGCCAAAUACUUCGGAAAGCAUCUGAAUAAGUGCUAGCUCUUCUUUAAAAUAUUUCUCUUUGCUGCAUAUGCCAGGAUGAGUAUAAGAUGCCUUAAUAUUUGAUUUUUGUAUUGUUGGAGACAGUGGUUUUAAUAAAUUCCUAUUAUCCGCUAUUGUGAUGGUUUGUUGGUAACUAAAGUCUUUCGCUGGAUUCAGCAUACAACAGAUUUCAAAUCCUGAGGGUGGUGCUUGACUUUGGGGGGUGGGGGUUGCUCUUUGGUGGGUCUUUUAUUUGUUUGUUUUUAUAGUGUCUUCAAAUAUCCGAAUGUGUCUCCCAACCUCUGUAUCUUUUUAAUAAUAGACACACAAAUCUUUCACAUGCUGAACUGUUGUUAUACAUGCUUGGUUUUUAUUAGGAGAGGAGACUUGCUAUAGUUUUCCCUGGAAACUUACUGCUCUGUGUAUGUGAGUUAUGGUGAGUGUGUGUGCGUCAACGUCGUUAGAAUGCCAAGUUGUACCGUGUAGUGUAGACCAACAGUUAGCUUUUAAAGAAGUUACCUUAGCGUAAGAGCAGAUUAAGAGGUAGGAAUCCAUGGAUUUUCCAAGUUACCCUGGGCUUCAGUUAAAUCGAAUGAGCUGUAAAGUAAGUGUGCUUACACUGACAGAGUUUGCUCGUGUUUGAAAAGCUGACUCCCAUGUUGUCCCUUGGAGUGAUAUCGAAAUUGAAGACACCCAGACUGUGACAUCUUUUCUUUUCAAGGUCUUUAUGUGCAGUUUUUAUCGUCAUCUUGAUUUGUUUGAUUUUUUUUUUUUUUUUAAGAAACAUCUUGUAAUGGAAAAAAAGUGUUUGGUUCUGUUUUAAAGAUUAUUACCCUUGUCCAAGUUAUUGUGGUUCUUAGAUUGCAAAGAAUAAUGCUAGUUAAAUGCCAAUGAACUAUUUUUACUUUUUCUAUGACUUGUACAGAUCUCUGGGGCGGAUGGUGGUAAUGGUGCCUCCUGUUACCUUAUAUGAACACCUCCAUCAAUCUUGCCAUCAUCCCAUAAUGCUCCCAGUAUAUUUUCUCAGUCUAUUUACUCAAAAAUUGUAUGGAAUGACCUGACCAAUAAGCAAUAAAGUCUGAAUCAUAGUGA